Molecule: messenger RNA, 1431 nt
Organism: Hydra vulgaris (swiftwater hydra)
Lineage: Eukaryota; Metazoa; Cnidaria; Hydrozoa; Anthoathecata; Hydridae
Source: RefSeq, a predicted model, not a curated record
GGCGAAGAAGCGCAGCUGUUGCUUGAGCUGUUGGACUUGCAAAAAAGUUUAAAAAAAAAACAUUGGAAGAGAGUUACGAUUGCUCUGAUCAAAUCACGAUUGAUGAGGAAAAUGAAGAUGACGCCACUAACCAUAAAUGCGGCCAUGUGCUUCGAAAAUAUAAUCUUUACGGCAAGAGCUACUGCAUGCAGCACAGGGCUUACAAAUUCAUGCUCACAUUUUUAAUUAUCCAAGUGGCUUGUGAGAGGAGUUUCAGCAAGUUGAAAUGUGUCAAAACAAGAUUGCGAAGUCAGUUGACAGAUAAUCACUUGGACUCACUGUUGAUGAUGUGCAUUGAAAAGGACAUAUUGAGUAACAUAACCAACGAUGAAAUUAUUGAUGACCUUGCUAAAUCGAGUGAUGAAUUAAAAAAGUUACUGUUUUUAUGAUUUUUAGUUUUUGUGAUUUAAAUAUGAAUUUAUAAAACAAAUAUAACACAUGUACUUAAAUGACAUCUUUAUUGAUUUUAAACAAGUGUAUACAAGUUCUUAUUGUUCAAUAGUGUUACAAAAGUAUUUAAAAGUAAGGGGUUACAAGCGAAUACGAUAUUAAUUAGAUGGUUGCUAAAGUAAAUUGGAAAGUUUAAUACCCAGAGGUAUUAAACUUUCCAAUUUACUUUAAAGUUUAUAUUCAGGAGGUAUACAUUGGUUUUAAAGUUUAAUUUUUGAGUGAGGUGGACCUGCGAGUAAUAAUUUGAAAACUUAAUAUAGCCUAUUAUAUUUUUAUCUAUUUUGUUUUCAAAUUGUUGUUUCAGAAGUACAAACAUCUGUAGUAUUACUAAACCAACACCACCUGAUCACUUGAUGGCAAUAAAGUGAAGCUCAGGGUUGCAUAUGUCAAAAUAUCUAAACAAUCUACAUUCCAAUACAUCUGAUAGCCAGCCUGGUAUAUUACACCCUGGUGUGUUGUCCAAUCAAUCAAAAACUAUCAUGAAAACACCAGUUCACGUGUUAAGUUCGAUCAACUCAUCUGUUCUAUUGGAGAGGUUAAUAACAACCCUUGAAGAAAUUAAAGAAACUCAAAAGACUCAUUCUGCAAUGUUGCAGUCUAUAAUGCGACAAAUCAAUACACCUCAGGUGGAAAAAGAUAAUGAAUUGCCUGUAGGCAUUGACCUUCGCAUUUCCAGUAUCAAAGAUAUUAAUGAUUUGGAGGAGCAGCUAAAAGAUUGCUCAAUAAAGAGAAUAUUGAUGAGGGACUUCAAUAGUGUCCAAUAUUGGUGGGAGCUUAUUGGAUGAUGCCAUUAAAAGAAUGAUGAAAUUCAUUCUAUCUAAUAAUCUUGGAAGACUGUGUAAUCUUUCUGUGCAGGCUGGAAAAGUAUGCUUUUCGAAACUAGAAAUAUUUGAUGUAGUCUGUGGUGCAGUUAAACGAAAUGCAUUGACAGCUAAUGCAACC